CCCUUUAUAAAGGUGGGUUUCUGAGCUCCAUACCUGACAAAAUUACAUUAGGCAGUUAAAGAAGGACAUCCCGUGUGCCUUGCAAUGCCAAACACCCCACCAGAAGUCCUUGCAAGAUUGUGAUCCUUCAGCCCAGAAAAUCUGCUUCAUCGACGAGGGACAUCUUGCAUGAGGCUUGGACUGCGUACAUCCUUCACCAUGAAGCCUCUCCUGGGACUCCUCUUCUGCUCUCUGCUUCUCACUACAGGUGCCUCCUUGCAGUGUGAAGUUUGCAGUGCCAUUGGGAAAACAUGUUCCAGUGAUAAAGUGGAUUGCCCUGCUGGAGAAGAUACCUGUGCCACUUACUCGUAUGCACCUUCACCACCAAACAUCAACAUCACAACAUUCAGGAAAUUAUGCCUUAUGGAGGCAGGAUGCAGAAAUGCAACCGAAGACAUAGGGAAGGUUUUUGAAAAUGCGGGACUUCUUAUAAAGGUUGAAUGUAACAAGGCCUCUGAGGCAGCUCCAUUCGUCUUCCUGGCACUCUCUGGGCUCCUGUUGAUGAAGAUCCUCCUUUAAUGAACCACAUGCAGUGAAUUAGCACUGAAGAAGAGUUUCAUUCUUAUAUCCAUGCAACCUUCCCUGGACCUGACCAUGUGUCUGUCCAGAGGAAAUUGUUGUUUUAUAUUUCUUCAGUAAAAACAAAUAAAAAGAAAUCUGGAGGAGAAAAGG
This is a messenger RNA of Podarcis raffonei (Aeolian wall lizard), 711 nucleotides long. Its product is annotated as phospholipase A2 inhibitor gamma subunit B-like. The record is from RefSeq and is a predicted model, not a curated record. Bases 169 to 558 code for a protein of 129 amino acids. The transcript has 4 exons. Gene Ontology annotation, cellular component: extracellular region. Gene Ontology annotation, molecular function: phospholipase inhibitor activity. Lineage: Eukaryota; Metazoa; Chordata; Lepidosauria; Squamata; Lacertidae.